Molecule: messenger RNA, 1155 nt
Organism: Chara braunii
Lineage: Eukaryota; Viridiplantae; Streptophyta; Charophyceae; Charales; Characeae
Source: the annotation of a GenBank genome assembly
AUGGUGUCAUCGCCAGUGUUGAGGAGUAUAUUACGGCACGAGGUUGCCGGAGGUAGCUUGCAAGCGAGGGGAGGAGAAGGGACAACAGGAGCAGCAGCAGGAGGAGGAGGAGGAGGAGGAAGUAAUAAGCCGAGGAGACGAGUUCAGUGGGGUGCUAUAAAUAGCAUCUACUUUACGCCAACUGAAUGGCAACAACAAGGGGAUGAGGAGAGGAAGGAGGUGAUUGAACAGCAGCGCAGAAUGCUGCGCGGCAAUGCUACCGGUAGUAAGGUACUUAUCCCAUCCAACGGCGCGCAAUCGAAAAUACCAACGUCAACCUCCAGCGAUAUUCGCCCGCGUCAGGUUUGUAUGUGCUCGCCUACUAAUCACGCCGGGUCUUUCAGAUGCAGACUACACAUUCAGAGACAACCAGCGCCUUGGCUUCGGCGACCAUCGUCAUCAUCGGGAUCGGGAUUAUCGGCAUCGGCAUCUCUGAUUGCCACGUCAGCAGCAAAGCGCGCCGCGCUGAAGUCCGCUGCGCCCUUGGCAGGAGGAGCGCAAACGCAUUAAAAAAGAAAAGAAAAGGGAGGGAAAGAAAAAUUGAGAGCGUGUACGAUUAGUCGAUUAGAUAAUUAGGAUGAGGACAUUUUAAGAACUAUACUUCGCACCCCGACUCUUCCUGAAUGUAUCUGGCCACAAUUUACGGUCAGAUGUAGGCUGUGAAUUAGUGCUAGUGUGCGAGUAUGGCCUCUUAGAUAACGGUAGGAUGCAGAUGAACGCCCUUUCUGUCGCGUGGUGACUAACACGUCACGUCCAUCCGACGAAAAACGUUUCAUAAGAACUCGCAAGAUUUCAACUCAUGUACGUACGGUCGUUGCUGAGUUGUUUCGUUUAAUGAUCUUUCAGUGGAACUUUCCACUUUCUCUCUCGAGACUUUCGUCAGCAGCAAUUCGCUCGCAGAGAUAGAGAGAGGUAGAUAGAUAGGGGGGCCCAACGAGAGAGAGAGAGAGAGAGAGAGAGAGAGAGAGAGAGAGAGAGAGAGAGAGAGAGAGAGAGAGAUUUCCUUUUUCUCUCGACACUUUCGGAAGCAAUUCGCUCACAGAGAGAGAGAGAGAGAGAGAGAGAGAGAGAGAGAGAGAGAGAGAGAGAGAGAGAGAGAGAGAGAGAGAGAGAGAG